Messenger RNA from Lineus longissimus, 2206 nucleotides. RefSeq names its product growth arrest and DNA damage-inducible protein GADD45 alpha-like. Gene Ontology annotation, biological process: regulation of cell cycle. Lineage: Eukaryota; Metazoa; Nemertea; Pilidiophora; Heteronemertea; Lineidae. The coding region runs from base 67 to 555 and encodes 162 amino acids. The record is from RefSeq and is a predicted model, not a curated record. Gene Ontology annotation, cellular component: cytoplasm; nucleus. The transcript is spliced from 4 exons.
UGGUGGAGAGACGUUGAAUUUAAUAUCAGAUGUAAAAUCUCUUAUUCUUCCUUGGAUUACUUAUCUAUGAAGAUGACAUUAGAAGAAGUGGAUACAAUGCAUUCCUCUGUUGAUAACGGGAUCAGCAUUGCAGACGCUCUGCGAGGCACGCUCUUGAGGGCCAAAGAGCAGUCGAGGAUCACAUGUGGGGUCUAUGACACCGCCAAGCGCAUGGAGGUCGCCCCGGAGAACAUCAUGCUCUGCGUCAUGGCCGCUGAAGAUGUGAGCGACGUGACAAAGCAGAUCCACCUCACCCUCAUGGAAGCUUUGUGCUGGGAGAACGAAGUCCGUCUGCUCAAGGUGGACAGUAGCACAAAGUUGGCAAAGUUGAUCGGUGAUGUCAAGCCAAUCAUCGACAACAACGGCAACCAAAGAACCUUCAAAUCUGAUGACCUCAAGUGCCUGCUUAUUGAGUACCCUCCUGAUGAGCUCAGCACUGCUGAAGAGAACAUUAUCGAAUACUACAAGUUGGUGUGCAACACCUUCCCACAUCCAAUCGUGCCACUUCCAGCUUGAGCAAGACUAACACCACCUACAGUCUAGGAGUGUUACUACAAGCCUGUCACGACAUGACAAGAGAGACCUCUGAGCGUGUUCGUGACCAAUGCUGUUCAUCAUCAGAGGUUGCUUUGGUGUGGUGCUGAAGCUUCCAAUGGACAAUUGACCAAUGUUAAUGAUGGUUUAGCGUCACCGUGAACCGGAGGGGGGUGACGCAAGGUGUGGCAUAUAUGGCAGAAAGAUUGAGGUAAUAGAAGUGGUACAUACUGUUUGCAUUUCGUCAAGCAGCCCAGUCAAGGUGAUGAAGUGAUAUGUCAAGGACUGAUGGCGGCAUGAACUGCUGAUGGACUUGAAAUAUCAAACAACGGAUUAUAUUACAUAUGACCAAUCUGCAAUCGAUGGACUAUAAAACAUCUAUGAAUGGAUUAUGACCAAGAACAAUAGACUUGUGAAUGGACUAAAUCACUCUGCCUAUGACUUGAACAGUCUUGUGACCCAAUCAUAUGGACUAACAUCUCAUGGACUACCUAAUAUUGGCUAUGUUAUCAAAUCACAUGGAAUGAAUCUAUCACAUGGACUUGUGAAACUAUAUGUCAUGGAGAAGGAGACAAGUCAAUAGUGACAAUACAUUUUAGUUGUUAUCGAGUGGACUAACAUUGUGAUAAGGGAGUUGCCUUGUUGAGAAGUGGCUGUGUUAUGAUGUAAUGGACUUCAUGCUUGGACUAUCGAAACACUUUCUAUGGAUAACUGCUGAAAUAUGACUAGUUUUUUAAAAUUGUUCAUUACUUGAAUGUCUUCAUAUCUACAUGUACUAUAAAUCUUCCUUGGUUGAGACACUGUAAGAAAGAAAACAAACCACUCUUGUUUUAGAUUGAAACAAUCGCUGAAGGACCAUUCUCUGGAUUGAUAUAUAUCGGUUGUUUUAUCACAAGAGUCAAAUAAUGAAGGACUUUGCAACUUUUAAAACAAUGUCACAAUAGCUCCAAUCCAGGUGUAGACCAAUGUACAAUGUAGUGUGAUAGCUACCACUUUCCUAAUAGUAGGCCAUGAACGUUGUGUACUUUGGUCCACUUGAUCUUUCUUGGAAUUACCGUGGCACACUUGGCCUACUUACUUGUUUACUGUAGGCUUCAUGAACAUUUCCUUUCAUCCUGGUUAGGUUUAAUGUCAGUGGAAAUUGGCUAUCAUAUUUUAGUAGUGUAAUCUGCGGAAAUGUCAUGUCCUGGCAUUUUAAAACUACUUAAUUAUUCAUGUUUCUCGUGAAUGUUUAUACUAUGGUGAGUGAACUUGAAUCGUUAUCAUUUAUCAGGUCUGCCUAUAGACCUAUAUUUCUGGUUCUGUUCUAGGUCAUCCUAUAGUGCUUGGAGAGUUUGAAAUGCCAUGUUCCAAUCGGUGAUCCCAUAGUGCUUUGAGAAUUUGAAAUGCCAUAUUCCAAUCGGCGAAAUGUCACUCAACUGAUGUGAUGUAUAAAACUUUAAAGAAUCUUAUUCAAGUCGUUAUCAUACAAUAAUUCUUAAGGUAAAUGUUAUAGGUGACAAUUGUAGUCCUGAGAAAAUGCAUGUAAAUUAUAUUUUUCUAUUCUUGAAUCCAUCCAAAAUGCAUGUACAUAUUGCGAUUACUUUGUUAGUCUUGCCAGAUUGAGAAGAAUAAACUAAACCAUUGUAUUUUA